AUGAUCCUGCUGACGCCGCGCCAGGUGGUGGAGCUGCUGGAUCGCUACAUCGUGGGGCAGGGCGCGGCGAAGAAGGCGGUUGCCAAUGCGCUGCGCAAUCGCUGGCGGCGGCACAAAGUCCCAAGCCCGCUGCGGGAGGAGAUUCACCCGAAGAACCUGCUCAUGAUUGGCCCCACGGGAUGCGGCAAGACCGAGAUCGCACGUCGCCUAGCCAAGAUGGCCAACGCCCCCUUUGUCAAGGUUGAGGCCACCAAGUUCACCGAGGUGGGGUUCCAUGGCCGUGAUGUGGACCAGAUCAUCCGCGACCUGGUGGACAAUGCCAUCAUCAUGAUGCGCCAGCGCCUACGGCGCGAGAUGAAGGCCAAGAUAGAUGAGGCGGUGGAGGAGCGCAUCCUGACGGCGCUGCUGGGGGAUGUGGCGGCAGACACGCGCAACUCCUUCAGGGCGCUCUACAGGGAGGGGGAGCUGGAUGAGCGCAUGUGGAGCUGGAGCUGGCCUUCUCCGCCUUCGCACGGCAUGUUGGGGCCCUGGGCCUCGGGCGAUGGUUCGAUGCAGGAGAUGGUGGUGCGGGUGGACAAGAUUUGGGGGGGGGGGCCCUUGGGGCGAGGAGAGAAGCGCAAGAUGAAGGUGAGCGAGGCGCGACCGUUGAUAGAGGAGCAGGAGGCGGAGCGGUACAUCAACGCUGAGUCGGUGACGAGGGAGGCGAUCCAGGCGGUGGAGCAGGAUGGCAUCGUGUUCAUUGAUGAGAUUGACAAGAUUGUGACCAGCUCGGAGCAUCGGUACGGCGGGGAUGCCAGCGCAGAGGGCGUGCAGCGCGACCUGCUGCCCAUCAUCGAAGGCAGCACCGUGAGCACCAAGCAUGGCAAUGUCAACACCGACUACAUCCUCUUCAUUUGCUCCGGCGCUUUCCACUCCUGCAAGCCCAGUGACAUGCUGGCUGAGCUGCAGGGGCGCCUGCCUAUCCGUGUGGAGCUCAAGGGCCUGACCGCCGAGGACUUUUAUAAGAUCCUGACCGAGCCGGAGAGCAACAUGAUUAAGCAGCAGCAGGCACUGCUCACCACCGAAAAUGUGGAGCUCAUUUUUACAGAUGCUUCGAUUCGCGAGAUUGCGCGGGUGGCGGAGGAGGUGAACACCAACGUGGACAACAUUGGCGCUCGGCGCCUGCACACCAUCCUGGAGCGCAUCCUGGAGGAUGUGUCGUUUGACGCGCCAGAAAAGGCCAAGGAGAGCGGCAGCCAGGUCAACGUGGUGAUCGACAAGGAGGAUGUGUUGACCAAGAUCGGCGACCUCUUGAAGAAGCAGGAUUUGAGCAGAUACGUCCUCUAGUUAAUGGGUGUGGUGUGUUUUCUGCUGCCACAUCCCCAGCUGGACCGGCGCCACGCUGGCGCCACGGGAUUAUCUCUGAUGCCCGCCUGCACACCACGCCACCAUGUAACAUAGAUGCCCC
Messenger RNA from Chlorella variabilis, 1447 nucleotides. RefSeq lists its product as hypothetical. The transcript is spliced from 12 exons. Bases 1 to 1326 code for a protein of 441 amino acids. NCBI's taxonomy places the organism in Eukaryota, Viridiplantae, Chlorophyta, Trebouxiophyceae, Chlorellales, Chlorellaceae. Gene Ontology annotation, molecular function: ATP binding; peptidase activity; ATP hydrolysis activity. The record is from RefSeq and is a predicted model, not a curated record. Gene Ontology annotation, cellular component: HslUV protease complex.